AUGCUACGGUCCUACUUUACCACAAUACCAAUUUUCCUACUCCUGCUUGUGUCUCCUCAAACUAAAGCUGAUCUAUACUUAGAAAAGCAAGCCCUACUUGAUUUUGCUGCUGGACUUCAUCAUGGUCCAAAAGUCAACUGGAACUCUAGUUCCUCAAUCUGCACUUCAUGGGUGGGCGUUACAUGCAGUCAUGAUGGCUCCCAUGUGCUUUCUGUGAGGCUUCCAGGUGUAGGAUUGCGCGGUUCUCUCCCACCAAACACACUUGGUAAGCUUAAUGGCCUCAUUAGUCUCAGUCUUAGGUCCAACAGCUUGAUGGGGAACCUUCCAUCUGACCUACUUUCCCUUCCUUCUCUGCGCUUUGUAUAUCUCCAACACAACAACUUCUCAGGUCAUAUUCCUGAUUCUCUACCACCCCGGCUUUUCUUUCUUGAUUUGUCCUAUAACUCUUUCACAGGACAAAUUCCAACCUCAAUCCAAAACUUGACACAACUAAUAGGACUCAACCUCCAAAACAACUCUCUCACAGGAUCUAUUCCUGAUGUUAACCUUCCAAGCCUUAAGAAUUUGGAUUUGAGCUUCAACUACUUGAAUGGUUCUAUUCCUUCGCGUUUCCAUAAGUUUCCUGGCUCCUCAUAUAGAGGGAAUUUGAUGUUAUGUGGAGCACCUUUGAAACAAUGUUCUUCAGUUUCCACUACUACCACAUUGUCUCCGUCAACAGUCUCUCAAAGACUAAGUGAUCCAUCAAACAGGAAAAUGAGCAAGGGGGCAAAAAUAGCAAUUAUUUUGGGGGUUGUGGCAUUGCUGUUUCUUCCAGGUCUUAUAGUAGCGUUUUGCUGUUUCAAGAAAAAGGUUGGUGAACAAAAUGUUGCACCUACGAAGAAAGGUCAGAAGCUUAAGGAGGACUUUGGUAGUGGUGUGCAAGAACCUGAGAGAAACAAGCUUGUAUUUUUUGAAGGUUGUUCUUAUAAUUUUGAUCUGGAGGACUUGUUAAGAGCUUCAGCUGAAGUUCUUGGGAAGGGAAGUUGUGGAACGACAUAUAAAGCCAUCUUGGAGGAUGGAACGACAGUGGUCGUGAAGAGGUUAAAAGAGUUGGCUAUGGGGAAAAAAGAAUUUGAACAGCAAAUGGAGAUUGUCCAAAGACUUGAUCAUCACCCAAAUCUGAUUCCCCUUCGUGCUUACUACUAUUCAAAAGAUGAAAAACUAAUGGUUUAUGACUACUCAACAGCCGAAAGUUUUUCCAAGUUAUUGCAUGGAACCAGGGAAAAUGGACGAGCUCCACUAGAUUGGGAUUCAAGAUUGAAGAUCAUGGUUGGAGCUGCAAGGGGCGUUUGUCAUAUCCACUCAGCCAAUGGAAGGAAACUUGUCCAUGGCAAUAUAAAAUCGUCUAAUGUGAUUCUCUCGAUGGAUCUCCAGGGCUGUAUAUCAGAUUUUGGCCUAAGUCCCCUAACAAAUUUCUGUGCCUCCUCCAGAAGUCCAGGCUAUGGAGCACCUGAAGUUAUUGAAACAAGAAAGUUCACUCAAAAAUCUGACGUGUACAGCUUUGGUGUUCUCCUUCUUGAGAUGCUGACUGGAAAAACACCAGUUCAGUACUCAGGGCAUGAUGAAGAGUUUGAUCUUCCAAAAUGGGUCCAAUCUGUUGUUAGAGAGGAAUGGACUGCUGAAGUGUUUGAUCUUGAGCUAAUGAGGUAUCCAAACAUUGAAGAUGAACUUGUGCAGAUGCUGCAACUGGCAAUGGCAUGUGUAGCGAUGGUGCCUGACACAAGACCCUCAAUGGAGGAAGUUGUUAGGACAAUUGAAGAAAUUAGAGCUUGCAUUUAUUAA
This is a messenger RNA of Sphenostylis stenocarpa, 1821 nucleotides long. Lineage: Eukaryota; Viridiplantae; Streptophyta; Magnoliopsida; Fabales; Fabaceae. The record is from the annotation of a GenBank genome assembly.